GGAGCUAGACAAUGAGGCUUGGAGAUUCUGCUGAUGGACACAAUGUCCUCUACGCUGCAUACUCUAGUCAACCAAACCUGCAGUCUGACGCAAUUGCGGCAUCUCGCCAACAAGUUGCAAAAUAAGCUGCUAUUCUUAUGCACUUCAACAUUUAUUCACCUAUAGCAGUACAUAAUAGCAAAAACUUAACAUACUGAUAGCUUCACUCAUUAUGUUGCCAUUCUUCGAGCGCCUUGAAGAUGCCGGCGCUCCGCCUCGUAUGCUCGUCCUGCGGCGUCCCCAGCGCUGGAUCCUUGUGCUUUAAGUGCAACGGAGAGCUCUCUACCCCUUCGCUAUUCGACUGCGCCAAACUAGGACUUAUCCCGGAGCUCCAGGAGCUCGUACAGCAGGACCCGGCUUUCGAUAUCAAUGCAUUAGACUCAGCGUCAAACGCCACGUUACUACAUCACGCUGCUAUCAGCGGCAAAAUGGGCGUUAUGGAGUUUUUACUCGGGAAUGAAGGAUUGAGGGCGAAAGUGGAUGUAGACGCCCUGGAAGGGGAUAUGCAAACGACGCCACUGUUCUGGGCAGCCUCCCAUAACCAGAUCUACGCGGUGGAACUGCUGCUUCGUCAUAAAGCAGACUUGAAUUUCAGAGAUGGCCUGGGGUUUACGCCGUUUUUAGUGGCGAUUCAACGUUGUUUCCCCAUUACAGCAGCGUAUUUGGUGGCUAAAGGCUCAGACAUUGACCAACGGAUGCAAGAUGGAAGCCAGAAAACAGCGUUGAUGCUGCUUUGUCAGCCCCAGCAGUUCCACUUGGACACGUUCCGCAUGGUACUGAGUCUACAGGCAACGAUCAACGCACAAGAUGCCGACGGGAACACUGCUCUGCACCAUGCAGCCAUGAACAACAUCGCGAUGGCUGUGCGAAUGCUACUAGACGUGAGAGCGGACACGACUCCAAAAUCUAGCGCAAAGGAUCUCAAUCCGAAACAAACGCUCGAAGACAACGUGUACAAGCUCGCGUUUCUCGUGCCGUGGGUGGUGUUUCCUCUCGCUUGUUACGUGCUCGUGACUGUGAGUGGAGCGCUCUACAUCCUGCUGUGUCUUUGCAUUCUACUGGCUGCUGCGAUGCUGCUGCUUAAAUUGUUACAACGAGGUUCCUACGGCGACAAGCGGAAGGCAGCGUCGCUUAUGUUCGGGAUCAACGUCGCGUCCAUCGUGUAUCUCGUCGGCAGUUUUCCUCGGUUCAGUGGCCACUGCAGCACUGCGUUCUGUGCAAUCUCCGCCGUGUCCUGUGCGUCGAUCGGAGUUACGCUGUACAAAACAGCCACGUCUGACCCAGGCGAGGUGUUCACUUCAUACGACGAGAAGCUGCGUAACAUCCGCCACCUCGUCGAGUCCAAGCUACCCAGCGCGACGAAGCUGUGCCUCACAUGUCUACACAAGAGACCGCUACGUGGGAAGCACUGCGCCGAGACGAACUCGUGCAUCGCCAGGUUCGACCACUACUGUCCUUUUGUGGUGAAUGCCAUUGGAGCACGCAACCACGCAGCGUUCCUAGGGUUCCUCUUGUCUGCGGUACUGUCCAUCGGUCUGGAACUCAUCGCGUGUUGGCGGUUUGCACGCGCUCAACCGGAACUCGUGGCGGACUUUACUGUUCACUGGCAGUACUGGAAGUGGAACACGUCGUUGUGGGUGCUUCUAUCGGGCCAAAAUGUUACUGUUGUCACCACACCCGGACUGCUAGACUGGAUGUGGAGUGUCGCUCACUUCCAGCCAUUUCUCUUCUGCGUCAUGCUGCUGGACGUCGUGCAGAUCGCGUGGAUCGCGUACAUGUUGUUCUUCCACGUUUAUCUCAUGAGUGCGGCUCUCACGACGAACGAGGUCGUCAAGAACGAGAAUCUCGAGCGCGCGUACUCUCGUGGGAUUUGGAACAAUAUUGUCGACUUUUUGGGUUUGCCAGGUCAACGACCAGUGGAUUGGCGUCGCAUUUACGAUCUGGACGAGUUCAAGAACCAGAUUGAGUUGGCGUCACAUCAGAUGAGGAAGGAGCUGUGA
Phytophthora infestans T30-4 is the source of this 2039-nucleotide messenger RNA. Its product is annotated as palmitoyltransferase, putative. Gene Ontology annotation, biological process: protein palmitoylation. The transcript has 7 exons. NCBI's taxonomy places the organism in Eukaryota, Oomycota, Peronosporomycetes, Peronosporales, Peronosporaceae. Gene Ontology annotation, cellular component: Golgi membrane. Bases 240 to 2039 code for a protein of 599 amino acids. The record is from RefSeq and is a predicted model, not a curated record. Gene Ontology annotation, molecular function: protein binding; palmitoyltransferase activity.